Messenger RNA from Penicillium pulvis, 2238 nucleotides. RefSeq names its product mismatch repair ATPase MLH1. The transcript has 4 exons. Gene Ontology annotation, biological process: mismatch repair. The record is from RefSeq and is a predicted model, not a curated record. The coding region runs from base 1 to 2238 and encodes 745 amino acids. Gene Ontology annotation, molecular function: ATP-dependent DNA damage sensor activity; mismatched DNA binding; ATP binding. Gene Ontology annotation, cellular component: MutLalpha complex. NCBI's taxonomy places the organism in Eukaryota, Fungi, Ascomycota, Eurotiomycetes, Eurotiales, Aspergillaceae.
AUGGAAGCCGAGAUGGAAGUCGAUACGCUUGAUCAACGUGGGACUAAACGCUCGGUUGAGGAAGAUGGGGCAUCCGAGCCAUCAAAGCCGAAGCGAAUCAAGGCCCUCGACCCUAAUGUCGUCAACAAGAUCGCCGCGGGCGAGAUAAUUGUUGCCCCGAUGCAUGCAUUGAAAGAGCUUAUUGAAAACGCUGUCGAUGCAGGUUCCACAUCCAUCGAGGUUCUUGUCAAGGAUGGGGGGUUGAAGCUGCUGCAGAUUACGGAUAAUGGACAUGGAAUUGAUCGUGAAGAUCUUCCAAUCCUAUGCGAGCGAUUCACAACGUCAAAGCUCAAGGAGUUUGAGGAUCUAUCAUCUAUCGGCACCUAUGGAUUCCGCGGUGAAGCAUUGGCAAGUAUUAGCCACAUUGCCCAUUUGAUGGUGACGACCAAGACGGCAGGCUCUAGCUGUGCCUGGCGAGCACAUUAUGGAGAGGGAAAACUGGUUCCUGCCAAACCUGGGCAGAAUGCAGCCCCGAAAGCUACAGCAGGGCGUGGAGGAACCCAGAUUACGGUGGAAGACUUAUUCUACAACAUCCCCAGUCGCCGUCGUGCAUUCCGCUCUUCAAGCGAAGAAUACGCCAAAAUCCUUGAUGUCGUUGGCAGAUAUGCAGUGCACUGCUCGGGGGUUGCCUUUUCGUGUCGGAAGCAUGGUGACUCUGGAGUGAGCAUCUCAACUCCAUCUGCCGCAAAUACGGUUGACCGUAUCCGGCAGAUUCAUGGGAGUGCAGUCGCAAACGAAUUGGUCGAAUUCGAGUCUUCAGACCAAAAGCUUGGUUUUCAUGCAUCGGGUCUAGCUACCAACGCCAAUUAUCAUGUUAAGAAGACGACCAUUCUGCUCUUCAUCAAUCACCGUGCUGUGGAAUCAACUGCAAUAAAACGUGCCGUUGAGCAAACAUACUCCGCAUUCCUACCUAAGGGCGGACAUCCUUUCGUUUACCUUGAUUUGGAAGUCGAGCCCCAUCGUGUCGAUGUCAAUGUGCACCCGACUAAACGAGAGGUUAAUUUCCUCAAUGAAGAGGAAAUUAUCGAGAUGGUCUGCAGUGAGAUAAGAUCUAAGCUAGCUCAAGUCGACUCGAGUCGCACGUUUCUGACUCAAAGCCUCUUGCCUGGUGUACAAACCAUUGAGUCCAUCCAGCGUGACCAAGAUAGCGAGGAUCCAGCAGAUGGGAAGGCCGCUCCUACGCCUAAAACUCCAGCCACAUCCAAAAGGCCAAAUGAGAACAAUCUUAUCAGAACGGAUUCAAAAGUCCGUAAAAUCACCUCUAUGCUCGCUCCCUCCCCUUCCCAACAUCAUCCCGAUACAUCUACCGAGUCCGGCAACCUAAUCACUUCUGUCUUGGAUGACGGCCUUCAAUAUGAGACUACAGAUCGUCAGCCGCUCCGAAUCGCCCUAUCAUCUGUCAAAAGCCUGCGCAGUGCCGUUCGUUCCGAUAUGCACAACACACUAACCGAGAUGUUUGCAUCGCAUACCUACGUCGGUCUUGUAGACGAGCGAAGACGCCUGGCAGCCAUCCAGUCUGGAGUCAAACUCUACCUCGUCGACUAUGGACUUGCCUGUAACGAAUUCUUCUACCAAGUCGGCCUGACAGAUUUCGGGAACUUCGGCACAAUUCGUCUCGAUCCACCACCAAAAUUGGUUGAUUUACUAAACAUUGCAGCGGAAACAGAGCAGCAAGAGCAGGAUCAUGGCUCCGACGAGGGAGCUGAUAAAAUCUUCUCUCAGGCCGCAGAAAUCGUAUCACGAAGUCUGAUUGAACGCCGCGAGAUGCUAGACGAGUACUUCUCGAUAAAGAUCAGUGAGGAUGGAAAGUUACUCACCAUCCCGCUACUGUUGAAGGGAUAUGUUCCUUCCUUGGCCAAACUUCCUCGGUUCUUGCUCCGAUUGGGUCCCUAUGUGGAUUGGACUGGAGAAGAAGAGUGUUUCCGCACUUUCUUGCGUGAGCUUGCGGCUUUUUAUACACCCGAACAACUUCCAGUCCCACCUUCUCAGCUUGCAGCAGUUGAUGAGGGUUCUAAUGAACCCGCUCCAGAGACUGAAGACCCAUUCAUUGUUACUCGUCGCGCGCAGAUGGUCCAAAUGCUGGAAUACGCGAUCUUCCCAGCGCUUCGUGCUCGACUGGUCGCUACAUCCCGGAUGUUGCAGGGUGUGGUGGAGGUCGCAGAUCUGAAGGGUCUCUAUAGAGUAUUUGAGCGGUGCUGA